Cygnus atratus (black swan) is the source of this 963-nucleotide messenger RNA. RefSeq names its product myelin protein zero (gene MPZ). The record is from RefSeq and is a predicted model, not a curated record. Gene Ontology annotation, cellular component: membrane. Gene Ontology annotation, biological process: myelination. NCBI's taxonomy places the organism in Eukaryota, Metazoa, Chordata, Aves, Anseriformes, Anatidae. The transcript is spliced from 6 exons.
AUGUCGCAAGGUGCCAGGGACAGCCGGAGCCUCCUCGUCCUCGCCGGGCUCCUCGCCGUGCUGGGGCUGGCUCCCACGUCGGCCAUCCACGUGUACACGCCGCGGGAGGUGUACGGCACCGUCGGCUCCCACGUCACCCUCUCGUGCAGCUUCUGGUCCAGCGAGUGGAUCUCCGAGGACAUCUCCAUCACCUGGCACUUCCAGGCCGAGGGCUCCCGUGACAGCAUCUCCAUAUUUCACUACGCCAAGGGGCAGCCCUACAUCGAUGACGUGGGCACCUUCAAGGAGCGCAUGCAGUGGGUGGGCAACCCCCGCCGCAAGGACGGCUCCAUCGUCAUCCACAACCUGGACUACACCGACAACGGCACCUUCACCUGCGACGUCAAGAACCCGCCCGACAUCGUGGGCAAGUCCUCCCAGGUCACGCUCUACGUCCUCGAGAAAGUGCCCACCCGGUACGGCGUCGUGCUGGGCUCCAUCAUCGGCGGGGCCCUGCUGCUGGUGCUCCUGGUGGUGGCCCUCGUCUACCUCGUGCGCUACUGCUGGCUCCGGAGGCAGGCGGUCCUGCAGCGACGGCUUAGUGCCAUGGAGAAGGGGAAGCUGCAGCGAUCGGCCAAGGACGCGUCCAAGCGCGGCCGCCAGGCACCCGUCCUCUACGCCAUGCUGGACCACAGCCGCAGCACAAAGGCGGCGAGCGAGAAGAAAGCCAAGGGAGCCCCGGGCGACUCCCGCAAGGACAAGAAAUAGCGGUUAGCGGGCAGGGAAGGUGCCGCGGCGGCGGCGGCGGCGGCGGGGGGUGACGCCGGGGCCCCCCGCGCCCCGAAAGUGGUGAUGACCAUCGAGAUGGAGCUGCGGGGGGAGGCCCCCGAGGCCGCCCGCUCGCCGUCCGCCGCCCGCUCCCCGAGCAAGGGCAGCCUCGCCAGCGCCCUGCGGAACAUCCUCAAGCCGAACUCGGAGAAGUGA